CCUGUCUUCCUCUUUGACAACCCCCGAAGGGCUACCCCCUCCCCUCCCCCUCCUUCCCCCUCUUUCUCUCUCUCUCUCUCAAAGUAAUGAACAGGCUCCGCAAGGCUGAGAAGGCAAAGGUCGCCGAGUACCGCGACGUGGUGGGAGCAGCUGUGACGGCGCGUGAUGCCAUGACUGCCCUCGAGGCGCAUGGAUGGGAUGUGCAGACUGCGGUGAAUGCAUUCUUUUCGGCUGGUGGUCAGGCUGGAGCUGGUGUGGCCUCGGGUGAUCGGGCGGUUGUGGAAGCCCUGUUUGAGCAGUACAAGGAUGAUGGCUGCGACUCGAUGCUCCUUGAGGGCGUCCUGGCGUGGUGCAACGACAUGGAGCUCGAUCCAAUGAAGCGCCCGCUGCUCAUUGUGUGCCACAAGCUCCAGGCUGCCGUCAUGUGUGAGUUCACCCGCGAGGAGUUUAUGCGCUGGGCCGAGCUCGGCGCAGACAGCAUAGACGCCAUGAAGGCUGCCGUGCCCACCUUUGUGGCUCAGGUCGACUCGGACGCCACCAUCUUUGCCGACUUUUACGCCUGGGUCUUCGACUUUUCCAAGGAGCCCGGCCGCCGCUCGCUCUCGGCAGAGUCGGCCCGCUUCAUGUGGUCGCUGCUCCUCGCUGACAAGUUCCCCAUCGUCGACCGCUGGGUCAAGUUCCUCGAGAACCACACUCGCGACAUCACCAAGGACACCUGGCUGCUCUUCCUCGACUUUGUCAACACCUACGGCACGGAUGUGACCGACUACGACGACGAUGGCGCCUGGCCCGUCCUCAUCGACGAGUUUGUCGAGUACUGCAACGCCAACCCGGCCGCAGCCUCGUGAGCCCCCCCCCCCCUCUCCCCUCCCCCUCUUUCGUCCUCCCUCGUGUAUACACGCGUCUCCCUGGACUGCCAUCGACAUACUCAGCCGCCGCAGGCAGUUCAAUCCCGUCCUACCAUGCUCCAACUCGUCCCAUCGCUCCCGAUCUCAUCCAGCCGUACUCUUCGUUGAACCAAGACUCUCCAACCUCCCCUCCACCCAUACCCGCAAGUGACC
Messenger RNA from Thecamonas trahens ATCC 50062, 1061 nucleotides. Its product is annotated as leucine zipper protein. The transcript has a single exon. Gene Ontology annotation, biological process: positive regulation of ubiquitin-protein transferase activity; protein neddylation. Gene Ontology annotation, cellular component: ubiquitin ligase complex. The coding region runs from base 87 to 848 and encodes 253 amino acids. Lineage: Eukaryota; Apusomonadida; Apusomonadidae. The record is from RefSeq and is a predicted model, not a curated record. Gene Ontology annotation, molecular function: ubiquitin conjugating enzyme binding; cullin family protein binding; ubiquitin-like protein binding.